AACUAAUUGAACCUUUCAUCCGAAGUCUACUUUCAUUUUCUUUCUUCUCCUUAACUUUCUCCCACACUGCCCUCAAAAUUCGAUCCCCUCGGCAUUGGAGUUUCACCUUCAUUACUUUUUGGUCUUUUCCGCAUUCACGCUUCCCUUUCUACACUUCAACCAACGUUUCAUCGAACGUUCACAAUCAAUCAGGAUCGCAAUCGAUUACCAUCCUUUCAACCUAUUUUCGUUCCUCUCGGUUAGGACUGUACUCUGUCGUACUUCUAAUUAGAAUCGGAUUGAUUUCCUUUACAACAACCACAAAAACCAAUCAAACAUCGACCCUCUCUGAACACUUGCGGCGCAUCCCACAACUCUCACUUCUCAGUCUCUCUAGUCAGAGUCAACAAAGGAUUCUAGCAGGAAACUAAUCAACCUUCUACUCAUCAACUUAACACCUUGGUCACUCCAAGUCGACCUUUAUCAUCAAGUAUGACUUCUUUAGCACCCAUUCGACCGCCUUCAUCGGCUUCAAACAGGUCUUCAACUCCUGCUGGGCAGUCUAAUGGCGUCUAUCGCCAUCAACACUCGCUCUCGUCAUCCACCCCUGCCAAUCAACACUUUGGUGCACUCUCUCCUCACUACGGGGGCGCACGCAGCGCAGGUGGCCCCAGACAAAGCCUAGAUGCUAGCAAGGCCUUGGCCGGAAGUGGGCCCAUGAGCCCUCGUAUCACAUCUGGUGGUGGUAUGAGACCCAACAGUGAAAUGUUGGGUCUCGGUGGCCAACAGAUAUUUGGUCCAUCUCUCGAAGCUGAGGCGAUCGACAAAUGGUUCGAGGAUCUCCAAAGCUAUGAGGCGACUUUAGAAGAAAUGGCUGCCGCCAGUUUAGACGUUAACUUCAAAGAAGAGCUUAGCGCCAUUGAGCAAUGGUUUCGUGUCCUUAGUGAGGCCGAAAGAACUGCUGCUUUAUAUUCCCUUCUUCAGUCAUCCACUCAAGUCCAGAUUCGUUUCUUUAUCACUGUACUUCAACAAAUGGCUCGAAGCGAUCCGAUGACCGCACUUUUAAGUCCUGCGCCCUCAGGCGGCGCUGCCUCGAUGGAACAGCAAAUGGAAGCUAAGCUGGCUCAACUUAGCAUGAAAUCCCCUGCUUCACCUGUUGUCCGCCAAUUUGCGAGACAAUCUUUGGGGACCAGUAUCAACACCCCAACCGAAACAUAUCUUAGCCCGAACUCGGCCCUCUUGAAUGAAUCUACCAACUCCAACAAUGGCAGUGCGAGCGAGGCUGCGGCCUUGUUAGCUAAUCAACGCGCCAAACUCAAAGCUAGUUCGGCCAACCGCGUUUCUGCUCCUGUCCAACUCUUGGCUGACAACAGUCUCAAGAGUCCCAAGUGGAAUAACCACUCUGGCACUGUUGAAGAGGAAAGUAGUAUCAAUCGAUCGCCCAGUCCGAGACCAAAGAGCACGGGAAGCGACUUGAACACAAGUCAUCAUAACGCUUCCCAUGCCGCCUUCGCCCGCGCUGCUGCUGCUGGUACUCCUGGAUUAGAAAGCCAACUCAGUCCGAUCCUCGGCGGAAGCUGGGCUAGCCAAGUCAACACUCCUCUUGUACCUAUGUUCGCCAAUAAGGAAGAUGGUGGACAUGCUGCCGAUGCUAAUUCGCAAGGCUUAGGCGACGCCGCGAACCGUUUGGCUCAAUGGGGAGCCGCUCAUCAAGCCGGCUCGACAAACGCGAAUUCCACUCCAGCUCCAUCUGCCACUCCUAACACGCCAGGGGAUUCACCCACAAAUGGGAUUCAAUUAGAUGACGCCCGAAAAUUUCGCCGUCAAAGCAAAGGACUCCAAGGCACCGCUGCGAGUGGACAAUCUUUCUCAGGUGUAUUAUCCGGACUUGGCCCGAGCUCUAACAACAGCAUGACAUCUGGCCAGAACUCUAACAAUAACUCUCAGAGCGGCAUGCCAAACAACAUGUCUAGCAGCAUGGGACAUGCUUCCACCCCACAAAUCUACACCGGUAGCGGGCAAGGCAUGCAGAACCGAACAGGCGGAUUAUCAAACUCGUAUGGCGGACCUCGCUCCGCUUUGCAUUCAAGCAAUGGUGGUGGCAUGCCUAGCCCUAUGACCACUCAAUCAUUACUCAAUGCUCAACAAGCCGCCAUGGCUGCUCAACAAAACUGGCGCAAUGGAUUGAAUAGUCCAAACGUACAAAACGCUGCGGCGGAUCCGACGAUGGUAAACAACUUGGCUAUGAUGAACACUCUGGCUGGAUUUAACGGCGGCAUGAAUUUGAAUGGAAUGGCCAAUAUGGCGGCUAUGACCAACAUGAACGAUCCUAAUGCCCUUCAAAAUAUGGCAAAUCUUCUUAACAUGCAACAGCAGAUGCAACAAGCGCAACACCUUCAAGUCUUACAGCAACAGAUGCAGAUGGGUGGUAUGAUGGGUGGUGCGCCUAUGAUUUCUCCGCUCUCUGCCCGCCUAGGGAUGAGUUUCCCCGCUGGUUUCCCGAUGAUGGCUGGAAAUCAAGGAUUGGCCAACAAGCGUAGCCCGAACGGUCGUUCGCCGGUCGGUAAACCAUCUCACACUCCUGGAUCAGGAUCUAACCCAGAUGAGGAGCUUGACAUGAAGCUUUUGAGUGACAUUCCGGCUUGGCUCCGUGGUCUUCGAUUACACAAAUAUACACCUAACUUUGAAGGAUGUACUUGGCAAGAAAUGGUUCUCAUGGGUGACUCCGACUUGGAAUCUAGAGGUGUUGCCGCUGUGGGAGCCAGACGCAAAAUGCUCAGAACGUUUGAGACCGUUCGAAUCAAAAAGGGAAUGGCCUUACCCGGUGAUGGUGAAGAUAAAUCAGGUGGUUCUGAACUCGGUGCUAGUGUCAGCAAAGAUCAGAAAGAAACCGACACCACUACUACCGAAAGUGAUAGAGACUCUAAGGCUUAAACACCUUUUCGAUCUUGUUUUUCUUUUUAUGGUGUGCUUCAAGGUUUUACUUGCUAGCCGACCUAUGGAACUUGACCUCGUCUUGUGCUUGUAUUUGAAACGUACUUCUUCUUGAAGUACGUCUGUCAGACUUUAAAUCUGAAUUUUUGUUGGAGAAUCAACAGAUGGGUUGGGUUGGGUUUGCUUACCAUGUUGUAGUAAGCCUGAUGACUUAUCUUCUAUUUACUAUGGUUUCCUUUUUUUUGGUUUUGUUUGAGUGUGUAUAAGAUUUUUGGCGCGCAUGUUCUGUUUGUUAUGAAUUCUUUCUUACUUUCUUACAUCUAUUCAUCCAGCCCUAUUCAAAUGGUUCUUUUAAGCCUUAUAAUCAAACCACUACUACCAUUAUCAUGUAUUUCCAUCUGAGAAAACCUUUUAUGAUCAACCACUGAUCCCCAAAUUGUCUUGUUUUCAAUCUUUGUUUUUGUUUUGUGUGUGUGUCUGAGAAUGAUGAUGAAUUUGAUUAUGAAUAAAGUGUUUUUUUUGUUGUG
Molecule: messenger RNA, 3440 nt
Organism: Melampsora larici-populina 98AG31
Lineage: Eukaryota; Fungi; Basidiomycota; Pucciniomycetes; Pucciniales; Melampsoraceae
Exons: 7
Coding region: 472-2913 (813 amino acids)
Biological process (GO): nuclear-transcribed mRNA poly(A) tail shortening; regulation of mRNA stability
Cellular component (GO): P-body
Molecular function (GO): protein binding; mRNA binding; translation repressor activity
Source: RefSeq, a predicted model, not a curated record